Eremothecium sinecaudum is the source of this 2889-nucleotide messenger RNA. RefSeq names its product metalloendopeptidase (gene STE23). The record is from RefSeq and is a predicted model, not a curated record. Gene Ontology annotation, cellular component: cytosol; mitochondrion. Gene Ontology annotation, molecular function: metalloendopeptidase activity; metal ion binding. NCBI's taxonomy places the organism in Eukaryota, Fungi, Ascomycota, Saccharomycetes, Saccharomycetales, Saccharomycetaceae. Gene Ontology annotation, biological process: peptide catabolic process. The coding region runs from base 1 to 2889 and encodes 962 amino acids. The transcript has a single exon.
AUGAAUGGUGUUAGUUAUAAGGUUAUAGCAACUGAGUUUGAAAAGCCUAUUACUGAUGAUAGAAAUUAUAGGUAUAUCGAGCUUCCUAAUAAAUUGAGGGCUAUGUUGAUCCAAGAUACGGAAAUUGACAUGGCAGCGGCUGCUUUGAAUGUCAAUGUAGGUUCAUUUGAUGAUCCCAAUGAUUUAUACGGCUUGGCGCAUUUUUGCGAGCAUUUGUUAUUCAUGGGUAAUAAGAAGUACCCUGAUGAAAAUGCCUAUAGUAGCUUUUUAUUUCAGCAUGGAGGCAUAUGCAAUGCGUACACGGGUUUUGAACAGACGAAUUAUUUCUUUCAAGUUGAAUAUGAUGCUCUUUAUGACGUUUUAGACAGGUUUUCUGGCUUUUUUACGUCUUCAUUGUUUAGUGAAUCUUCAACCGACAAGGAGGUGAAUGCGGUGGAUAGUGAAAAUAAGAAGAAUCUGCAGGAUGAUAUGUGGCGGUUAUUUGAGCUUAACAAGAGCUUAUCAAACCAUGAGCAUCCCUUCCAUAAAUUUGCCACAGGAAAUCUUGAGACUUUACGCGAUGGGCCUAAAUCUAGAGGAUUGAAUAUUAGGGAAGAACUUCUGAAAUUUUACGAAGCAACGUACUCGGCCAAUGUUAUGAGGUUAGUAAUUAUCGGUAGAGAAGACCUGGAUACACUAUCAAAGUGGACAUGUGAAUUGUUUGGAGAGGUCAAAAACCGUGAACGUGUGAAGCCUGAGUACGGCGUUCCGAUUUUGAAGCCUGAGCAGCUUGCCAAAGUUAUUAAGGUUAAACCAAUUAAGGACUUAAAAAAGUUAGAUAUUUUGUUCCCUCUUCCAGACAUGGACGAGUAUUGGGAGUAUCAGCCACACAAUUAUAUUACUCACUUAGUUGGUGAUGAAGGUCAGCACUCAUUGUUGAUGUACUUGAAAUCCAAGGGCUGGGCAACAGAGUUAUCCGCAUCUGCGUACACAACGUGCAAAGGCAGUGGUAUUUUUUCCGUUAACGUCAAGUUGACCGAUGAAGGAGUUGAGAAGUAUGAGGAUGUCGUUUAUACGGUAUUCCAGUACAUUGACAUGCUCAAGAAAUCUUUACCACAAGAAUGGAUUUUCAACGAGUUGCAGAAGUUGCGCGGGCUAAACUUUAAAUUUAAGCAAAAAGAAGUAGCAGCAUCAGUUGUGCACUCUCUUGCUGCAGCAUUGCAGAAGGACUCUCCACCAGAGGUUGCCAUGAACUUAUACCAAUUCAGGAAAUAUGAUCCCAAAUUGAUCAUGGAUUGCUUGUCAUAUUUGAAUCCUAAAAACUCAAGAUUCAGACUUAUUUCGAAAUCUGUGGAGACAAACCUCACAGAAAAAUGGUACGGUACCGAGUAUUCAAUAGACGACUAUUCACCUGAGUUCAUCGCGAAAUUGAGUGCUCCGGAGCCAAAUCCUGCCUUAAAGCUUCCCUUACCUAAUGAGUUUAUUGCAACCAACUUUGAAGUAGAAAAGAUUGAUACAGCGACGCCUUUAGAAGAGCCAAUUUUGUUGGCAGAAGAUUGUAACUCUAAGUUGUGGUACAAGAAAGACGACAUAUUCUGGGUUCCAAAGGGUCAUUUGUAUGUGUUGCUAAAAUUACCAGAGACUAACUCUACCAUUGUGAAAUCUAUGUUAUGUUCUUUAUACGUGAGUCUAGUUAAGCACUCAUUAACUUCGAUCAUUUAUGAUGCUGAAUCUGCUGGGUUGGGUUUAACUUUCAACAAAGCUUACGACGGUAUUGAAUUAAAGAUAGCUGGUUAUAACGAAAAGUUUCCGAUAUUAUUGAACAGAUUCCUAACUGGGGUGAUAAACUUUAAACCUUCGGAGGUUGAUUUUGAAAUCAUCAAAGAACAAGUUGUGCAAAAGCUUCAUAAUUCGCUAUUUGAUGCGCCUUAUCUCCAAAUGAGGGAGCUUGCUAGCUCCUUGGUAAGCGAAAGGUCUUGGCUACCUGAACAAAAGCUUGAAGUGCUCAAACAACUAACUUACAAGCAGUUCUUGUACUUUUUACCUACUCUUUACAGUCAGCUGUAUUAUGAAAUGUUGGUUCAUGGAAACUUUAGUAGGGACGAUGCGUUGGUCCUAAAGAAAGAGAUUGAUCGUCUCCUUGUUGAUGGAGUCAAUAUCGCUGAUCUUAAGGGCAGUCGUUUACGGUCUUACAUCCUCCCAGAGGGUACGCACUGGCGGUAUGAGUCUCCUUUGCGUGAUGCCGAUAAUCUGAACUCGUGCAUAAGAAAAACAUUCCAAUUCGGCACAUAUUCCGAACACUUGUUUGCAGUAGUUUCCCUAAUCGAUCAAAUAUUAUUUGAGCCAAGCUUCAACUUUUUGAGGACCAAGGAACAAUUAGGUUAUAUCGUUGGCACCGCCGGCAACAAAACAAAUGGUACUGUGGAACUUGUCCUUCUUGUACAAUCCGAAUACCCUCCACCUUAUGUUGAGUCUAAAAUUGAUACCUCCCUAAAGUCCUUUUACCAACUUCUAAUUGAUAUGUCCGACGAUGACUACGAGAAGCACAGAAAAGCAUUGUGCAGCAAACUCCUACAGAAGUACAACAACUUAAAGGAGGAAAACACAAACUACACGAACAGCAUUUCUGCCGGUGACUACAACUUCAGAUCCAAAAAACGUACUGCUGAAAUCGUUAGCAAAUUAUCCAAGCAGGAGAUUGCAGACUUCUUCAAGGCGAAAGUUUUGUCUGAGGAGUCAGCAGCUCUAACCGUGUAUAUCCAGUCCACUAACGAUAAUCCAGCUAAGAAAAACAAGGCCGAAGGAUACCCAACUGGUAAACUAAUCACAGAUGUCGGUAACUUCAAAAAUGAGCUAUAUCUAGCUCCUGUAAGAGCUCCGGUCAAAAUUUUUACGCCGGCCAACAACUAA